AUAAAAUUGUCUGGACGCAUGAAACAUCUAUGAAUUUGUCACCGGAAUGUUUCGCCCAGUGCCUGGUUGUUGGUACAGCUUGACAACAUGACCCUAUCACCAUUCCUUUGAAGUCUUUACAAUGUUUGUCCAGUUGCUUAGCGCAUAGUGCUCCUUCAUAAACGUUUUAGACACUGAACAACCACGAGGGCGGUCACGCCAACACCGAUAUUGCUUUUCUCUCUCCCUCCCUCACACACACUCUCCUUCUACUGGAGUGAGUUUACUCCACAUGCCGUGUGAGUCUCCGGAAAGAUAGAUAUGGGGCUAUUAUACCCAGUUUUCUGUUAAAUUGUGAGUUUUGUUGAUUUGUAAAAUAUAUGGUGAACAGUGAAACUCCUAAAGCGCGAAUUUUCUUCGCUUUGAGUGCUAACUGCCGAAUAAAUGUCCAGUGCUGGGGAAGGGCUUUUAGUUGGACAAUGCAUUAAUCUGUAUUUUGACGGUUUCUCAACAGCGCGAAACAAAUUGCUACCGGUACCCAGGUGGGUUACGCACAAAACGAAUGGCGACAUUUCAACGAGAUGUAGCCAACGUUUUUCUUCAGGAACUGAAAUGCAGUUAUGGAAUUAGUUGAUGGAUGGAUGACAUACAUAUUUAAUAUGAAUAGAACUUCCUUCAACCGUCGGACGGUGGUUGGAGAUGGCAAGGAUGCACAACUGCCAAAAAUACUUACUUCUUCGCCAGGACAUUUACGUGGACGCGUCGCUGUGUUCGGAGUUGUGAUUUUGGUUUUCCUAUGUACAUUUCCACUGCAAGCUUUAAGUGCAAGCCUCGCAAACUCCAAAGUGGAACACCCAGGAGUUUGUCCUAACAAGCUGAAUGCCAACCUCUGGGUUGACGCACAAAGCACCUGCGAACGGGAAUGUGAAGUUGACGAGGACUGUGCCGGCUUUGAGAAGUGCUGCACCAACGUGUGUGGCCUCUUCAGCUGUGUGGCGGCCCGCUUCUCCGACGGCACCCCUGCCACGCCAGACGGCCAGGGCGAAGGAGACGAGGGCCCCGUCGCUACAUGCCACGGCUUCGUCUGUAGUCAGCAGGGGGCUACCUGCGACAUAUGGGAAGGCCAGCCUGUCUGCAAGUGCCAGGACCGCUGUGAGAAGGAGCCAAACUUUACCUGCGCCUCCGAUGGCCUCACAUACUUCAACAGGUGUUACAUGGACGCUGAGGCGUGCGUGCGUGGCGUGACGCUAACCGUGGUGACCUGUCGGUUUCAUUUAUCCGGGCCUCACACGAGUCCGCUGCCUUGGGACAUGACAGCCACCCCGACGCCUACGUCCUCCACGGACAACCACAUGCCCCCGACGCUUUUCUCCAACCCCGGCCACCAGUCGGUGUACGUGGGAGGCACGGUGAACUUCCACUGCGACGUGAUGGGCGCCCCGCGGCCCGACGUGACCUGGGAGAAGCAGAGCGGGCGACGCGAGAGCCUGGUCAUGCGGCCCGAUCGCAUGUACGGCAACGUGGUCAUCACCAACAUCGGGCAGCUGGUCGUCUACAACGCCCAGGUCUGGGACACGGGCGUCUACACCUGCGUGGCACGGAACGUCGGCGGGAUCCUCCGGGCGGACUACCCUCUCUCUGUCAUCAGGCGCGCGGAGGACGACAUCUUCUCGGACGACCCGGAGGCGGCUGGCAUGGCCAUGGGGCGGCCUUUUUCCCCCGCCGACUGCCUGGUGGAGACGGACCGGCGGGAAUGCUCGGCCGAGCGGCACGUGGACUGGUACUACGACGCCAAGCAAGGAACUUGCCUGGCCUUCUCCAACGGCGGCUGUGAGGACAGCCGCAACCGCUUCCUGACCUACGAGGAGUGCCGUGCGUCAUGCCAGAGGGAGGGGACGGGGGUCUGCUCAUUGCCCCCGGUCCAGGGACCCUGCAAGAGAUGGGAGGCGAGAUGGGCAUGGAACUCCCUCAUGAAACAAUGCCAGGCCUUCGCCUACGGCGGUUGCCAGGGAAACGGCAACAGCUUCCGCUCCAAAACGGAAUGCGAGGCCAACUGCCCGCAGUCCAAGCGCCGGGCCUGCAAAGCGUGCCGUGUCAAGGGGAAGAUCGUCCCAAGCUUGUGCCGCAGUGAUUUCGCCAUCGUCGGUCGCUUGACGGAACUGAUUGAAGACCUUGACUCGGGCAUCGCCCGAUUUAGCCUUGAAGAAAUCCUCCGCGAUGAGAAGAUGGGAUUGGCGUUCUUUAACACCGGACACCUGGAGGUGACCCUGGCCAAGAUGGACUGGAGCUGCCCCUGCCCCAACAUCACCGUGGAGGAGGGAGCUCUGCUGGUCAUGGGUGAGGUGAAGGACGGCAUGGCAGUGAUACAGCCCGACAGCUACGUCAGACCCAUCUCUGAUAAGAGGCUGAAGAGGAUCCACGAGGUGCUGGAGAAGAGGACCUGUGAGAUGCUGCAGAGGUUUCAGGACUAGGGCUAGCUGGGAAUAUUUUGUUUCAGGACAAGCUGGGAGCAUUUCUAUUGCAGUAAAUGCGGUUAGGAUGAGUCAAGAUGCCAAAAGGUGUCUUGUUGGUUCUGAGAAACAUUUUAUGGCAUGCGCAUAGAGUGCCUUUGGAAAGUAUUCAAGUCCCUUCCCUUUCUCCAGAUUUUCUUGUGUUAUACACUGAAUUUAUAAUUCCCCCCCCACAUGUAUCUACACAGUACGCCAUAAUGACAAAGCCAAAACAUGUUUUUUUAGAAACGUGUACAAAUUUAUUGAAAAUAAAAAACAGAAUUAUCUCAGGUACAUAGGUUUUCAGACCCUUAAGGCAGUUCUUUAUAGGGUUAGGGGUUAGGGUUAGGCCUUUGGGAGCGAUCACAGCUGCAGGUCUUUUCCACAAUGUCUCUAUCAGCAUUGCAUACCUAGAUUUGGGCACUUUCUCACAAAUGUUAUUUUACCUUUAUUUACCUGGGUUUCUUUCACAGCUGAGCCAUGUACUGCAAGAAUCGAAACACAUACUCAUGUACAUAUGAAGUACAGACAUUAAGAAAAACAAGCACAAUGAACAAUCAAAUGUUUGUUAAUCAGACACUUUAAUUGCGUCAUAGGCACUAAAACAUAAAGCAAAGCACUGCAUGUGUGUGUGUGCGGCAUGAUAUUCAAAAGCAAUUUUACCGUUUGGUUCUUGGUACCUCCAGGACUAACCAGUAUUGAUAGUGUGUUUGCUAACUGUUAUUCCAACUGAUUUAGAAUAAUUUAGCUAAUCAGGUAGUUUCAGCAUCACAGCCUUAUAUAAAAACAUCAGACAAUAUCUGUCCCUUCUUGAGGUCAGACUGGCCGAGCCAACUGAAUCAUAGAAAAGAGAAUGUGUGGGAAAAUGCAAGACUGAGUGACAGACUAGUGUCCAGUGAUUUCAGUCCAGAAGCUGUUGCACACACAUAACCGUAAUCUCACACGGACAUGAAAGCUGCUUCCCACGACAGACAUUUGUUUCUGUUAAAGAAACAAACUUUAAUAUUCAUCUUCUUCACCAACUCAGAACUGUGUUCUAAAAGACAGACAAACCAAAUCUUAAUGUAUUUGUAGGGAAGUACUUAUUCUAUAACAGAAAUGUUUACUGUAGUAAUUUCAAAUAGAUUUUGCAAACUACAUAGAAAAUAGCACUUAUAAUAUAGUUUUAUCAUUUAGCACUAACCUAAGAUCGUAAAUUAAUGUUCUUAUAGUUGAAAUUAGAACUGCAGACUGCAGGUGUGCGACAGCUUGCGCCAGAGAUCAUUAAUGUAUAGAGUGAACAAUAAAGGACCCUAAACAUUAAAGCAACCUGAAAAUCCUCCCAAGCUCCAUCAGACUGGAUCAGGGGUGAAUUUCGAUCUUCAGGUCAAAAUCCAUAGACGUUCGAAUGGGGUUCCUUAAGUGUGGAUUUUGGCCCGGGAACUCAAGGACAUUCACAGACUUCCGAUGCACUCUGAAUCGUGUUUUCUUCAAGGACCUCAAUGUGUUUGGCUGGGUUCAUAAUUUUUUUAUCCUGACCAGUCUUCCAGCCCUCCAGCUGCAAAGGGAUGGUAUUAGCCAGGUGAUGAGUAGUACCUUGUUUUCACCCAAUACAGUGCUUCCUUUCAGGACU
Molecule: messenger RNA, 4080 nt
Organism: Esox lucius (northern pike)
Lineage: Eukaryota; Metazoa; Chordata; Actinopteri; Esociformes; Esocidae
Gene: wfikkn1
Product: WAP, follistatin/kazal, immunoglobulin, kunitz and netrin domain containing 1
Exons: 2
Coding region: 600-2450 (616 amino acids)
Cellular component (GO): extracellular region
Molecular function (GO): protein binding; serine-type endopeptidase inhibitor activity
Source: RefSeq, a predicted model, not a curated record